CUCCAAGAUGGCGGCGCGGGCUUCGCCCCGCUCCAAGAUGGCGUUGGGGUGGCCCCGCCCCGCGGCGGCGGAGCGGGGCGGCGGUGCCGGGGCAGCCGCGGUGUCCUUGCGGCGGGCCGGGGGCCUGGGGCGCGGGGCCAUGCUCGCCUUGGUGGCCAGGGCUGCGGCCAGGCCCUGUGGCCUGCUGAAGCCGACAGCAUCUCUAGGCAAGAUCCUGGGCAGAAUCCAGCUCCACCAGGAAGCACUGCCCCACCUGCCCGUGCCACCACUCCAGCAGACCCUGGACAGGUACCUGCUGACCCUGCAGCCCAUCGUGAGCCAGGAGGAGCUGAACCACACGCAGGAGCUGGUGGCCGAGUUCCGCAAGCCGGGAGGCGUCGGGGAGAGGCUGCAGAAGGGCCUGGAGAGAAGAGCCAAGAAAACAGAGAACUGGCUCUCGGACUGGUGGCUGAAGACAGCUUACCUGGAAUAUCGCCUGCCAGUUGUGGUCCACUCCAGCCCAGGUGUGGUUUUACCCAAGCAGGAUUUUCUGGAUCGACAGGGUCAGCUCAGGUUUGCUGCCAAGCUCAUCGAGGGCGUCCUGGAUUUCAAGUCCAUGAUUGACAAUGAGACCCUUCCAGUGGAGUACAUGGGUGGGAAGCCCCUCUGCAUGAACCAGUACUACCAGAUCCUCUCAUCCUGCCGCAUUCCCGGGCCCAAGCGGGACUCCAUUGUCAACUAUGCCAAGGGCAACAAGCAGUCCAGGCACAUCACAGUGGUUCACAACUUCCAGUUCUUUGAGCUGGAUGUUUACAACAGUGAUGGAUCUCCCCUGACCGCCGAGCAGCUCUUCAUCCAGCUGGAGAAGAUAUGGAACACCUCCCUCCAAACAAACAAAGAACCUAUUGGGAUCCUCACCACCAACCACCGAAACAGCUGGGCAAAAGCCUACAACAACCUCCUGAAAGACAAGACCAACAAGGAGUCUGUGCGUGCCAUUGAGAAGAGCAUCUGCACCGUGUGCCUCGAUGCCCCCAUGCCCCGGGUGUCCGAGGACAUCUACAACAGCCGCGUGGCCGCGCAGAUGCUGCACGGCGGCGGCAGCCGCUGGAACAGCGGCAACCGCUGGUUCGACAAGACCCUGCAGUUCAUCAUUGCUGAAGAUGGCUCCUGUGGUCUCGUGUAUGAACAUGCUCCCUCUGAAGGUCCUCCUAUCGUUGCUCUUCUGGAUCAUGUCGUGGAGUUCACGAAGAAACCCGAGAAGGCCAGAUCACCAACAGUUCCUCUGCCAAUGCCCAAAAAGCUGCGGUUUAACAUCACCCCAGAAAUCAAGAAUGACAUAGAGAAUGCAAAGCAAAACCUCAACAUAAUGGUCGAAGACCUGGAUAUCAAAGUCAUGGUCUUUCAUCACUUUGGGAAAGGCUUCCCCAAGUCAGAGAAGAUAAGCCCUGAUGCUUUUAUCCAGCUGGCCUUGCAGCUGGCGUACUACAGGAUGUACGGCCACGCCUGUGCCACGUACGAGAGCGCGUCGCUGAGGAUGUUCCGCCUGGGCCGCACCGACACCAUCCGCUCCACCUCCGUGGACUCCCUCAAGUUUGUGCAAUCCAUGGACAGCCCUGACAAAUCGGACCAGGAGAAAGCAGACCUGCUGAGGAGAGCCACAAAGGCCCACAGGGAAUACACAGACAUGGCCAUACGGGGCAAUGCCAUAGACCGGCACCUCCUUGGCCUGAAGCUCCAGGCUAUUGAGGAUCUCGUGAGCAUGCCAGAGCUGUUCAUGGACACAGCCUAUGCUGUUGCAAUGCACUUCAAUCUCUCAACCAGCCAGGUCCCAGCAAAGACAGACUGCGUGAUGUGUUUUGGUCCCGUGGUUCCAGAUGGCUAUGGAAUCUGUUACAACCCCAUGGAAGAACACAUCAACUUUGCAAUUUCAGCCUUCAACAGCUGUGCCGACACAAACGCCGCCCGCAUGGCACAUUAUCUCGAGAAGGCACUGCUAGACAUGAGGAUCUUGCUCCAGGCUGCUCCCAAAUCCAAACUGUAAGAGGCAAACAUGAUGCAAACCCCCCUCUAGUUAAAGGGGCUAUGCCUCAUGCUCUGAAGUUCCCAAUUCCUCAGACAAUAAUUGAGAGAACAGCUGCCCCUGGAACCUAGGAAGGCUUCUAUCAUUUGCUUUCAUCAAGAGGUUACACAACAGUCACCUGCAGAUACCAGACUCUGUAGUGAAAGGAAACAGUCUCAAGCCAAAGUAGAACUGACUGGUCCUCUCCCGUCAAUGCAAAGUGCACCUUCCUGUCCUCAAAGAGGACUCAAAUAUGAUCUUUACAAAACUUACUAUAAAGGAAUACAGAAAGCACAGUCCUUACCAGUAUCUAAAUCCAUUUGGUGAGGAAGGUAGUUCUCCAGGAAAAGCAGGGAAUGUUUAUUGUGUGAUGCAACUACUGUUAAGUCUUCCGAAGAGCGUCUUUCAAACUUGACUGAAGGUUUUUCUGCUGCUCCAGCAAAACUUCACCACUGAACUUUGGCAAGGGGAGAAAGAAGUUAAGCCAGAGCAGAUCCAGCCUUGCUAGAGUGCACUGCACUACUAAUCCCAGGCACUCCAACCAGUAUCUGCUUUACAGGAACAUUCCCUUCCCCUCGUUUUAGGAUGCUGGGAUCUCCUUUCUGUUGCACUGACCUUAUUAACAACAGAACAUGACUCGCUGCAAACUAA
This is a messenger RNA of Chiroxiphia lanceolata (lance-tailed manakin), 2692 nucleotides long. It is a transcript of the gene CRAT, whose product is annotated as carnitine O-acetyltransferase. Bases 8 to 2023 code for a protein of 671 amino acids. The record is from RefSeq and is a predicted model, not a curated record. Gene Ontology annotation, biological process: carnitine metabolic process, CoA-linked. Lineage: Eukaryota; Metazoa; Chordata; Aves; Passeriformes; Pipridae. Gene Ontology annotation, molecular function: carnitine O-acetyltransferase activity. The transcript is spliced from 14 exons. Gene Ontology annotation, cellular component: peroxisome.